AGACGGUCGAAAAGACGAUAUUUUAGUAACUAUGAUUAUUGUUGAAUUAUCAAAUCUGCAGAGCUCAAUUUCAUUUCCUGUUCCCUAGUCUAUUCCUUCAUAGUCUCUUCCCAUCUCUUAUUCUAUCGGCCAAGUCGACGGAGGGCGCUGAAGACAUCCCUCCUCAACUGCCAGUUGCACACAGCGACCGCUUGGAUACUUUUGCGGUAUCGAUAACCGCCACCACCCCUCCAUCCCGCUUCUUUCUUGAGAAGCGUUCCACGACAACCAUGGCGACCUUGACGACACAGGUUCUGGGCCAGGCUGAUGGCGCCUAUUCGAAUGUGCCAUAUACAUGCAAUACAUGUCUGGUAGCAUUCCGCAGCAGCGAUGCACAGCGGGACCAUAUGCGCAGAGACUGGCAUCUCUACAACAUGAAGCGCCGUGUCGCUUCACUGCCUCCUGUUCCUCAAGAAGUCUUUACGGAGAAGGUCCUAACAGCCAAAGCCACCUCCUCCGCUGCCGCUGCCAGAGCCUCUUACGAGAAAACAUGUGCUGCCUGUCAGAAAACAUUCUACAGCGAGAACUCAUACCAGAAUCAUGUGAAGAGCUCAAAACAUAAGCUCCGGGAAUCUCGAAUGAAGAACAAGGAUGCCGACGAGACGGCGUCUGUCAUGAGCUCCGCCUUUUCACUAGGAGAGCCCAUCAACCGAACUACUUCCGCUGAGAAGAGUUCCGAUGCAGACACCGAUGUGGACAAGUUGGCUAGUGGCUUGAAGACGACGACUAUCGACGAAGAGGAUGAACAAGAGGACGAGGAGGACGCAGAGGCGGAUAAGGGGUUCAGCGUUUCUCGCUGUCUUUUCUGUCCAAUUGAAUGUUCCGACCUGAUGGCAAAUGCAGACCAUAUGUUGAAGGCCCAUGGCAUGUUCGUCCCGGAGAAAGAUUACCUCGUUGAUCCGGAAGGUCUCAUGCGCUACCUGUACCGUAAGAUCACUGAGGACAAUGAGUGCUUAUACUGCCAUGCCAUCCGCAGCACGGCUGCCGGUGUACGAACUCACAUGCGCGACAAGGGCCACUGUAUGAUCGCCUUUGAGACGGAAGAGGAACAGAUCGAGAUCGGUCAGUUCUACGAUUUUACAAGCACCUACUCGGAUGAUGAGGGCGAGUCCAGUGGCACUGAAGGCCCUGCCAUGGGUGGAGUGAAGUUGAAUGGAUCGAAUGCUGCUGAGGAUGGCUGGGAGACCGAAAGUUCUGCGUCGUCACUUGAUGAUGCCGACGGAGCGCCACAGGAAAAGAGUUCUCGAGCACAGCCUCUUGCUAUAUAUGAAUCCGACUUCGAGCUGCACCUGCCAUCGGGGCGGAGCGUUGGUCACCGUUCCUUGGCCAAGUACUACCGCCAGAACUUGCACAGCUACCCCAGCGCAGAGGAGCGCACAGCUCGCCAGCUGGCCAUCGAGAAUGGUAGUGCUGAAGAACCCGAGGAGACCGAGCGCGGACGGAACCGCAACCGUGCUGUUAUCAGCCGCGCGAAUGGCGGCAUGGGAAUGAUCGGUGCCACAGACACUCAGAAACGUGAAGCCCUAACUGAAGAACGCAGACAGCGUACUCGUGCGUUACGGCAAGAAUUACGCUAUACUGCCAAGGUCAACAAGGCCGCUAAUUCCCAGAAACACUUCCGGGAUCCUCUGCUACAGUGAUUGUCUCACAAUUUGAGACCCCUCCUUGGUGGUAUCACUCUGUUGGUCUUGCUUUCUGAAAAGUACUUCUCGGUCGGUUUUUAUAGGUUUGCGAGGUCUAGCCUAACGCAGUGGUCAUUAUUCUCCUUCCAUCUAGUUAUAUGAGACGACGUUUAAGAUGUAGAUAUUCGGCCGGGAUACAUGAUCUGUUAUCGAACCUCAAAUUCAAUCAGGGGUUCCCCUCAACCAAUAAGGGAUCCAUUAAUGACAGCAUGGAUAUAUGAUCAUUUCUUAUUUCAGAGUACUGCCUCCAUGUAAUAAUGGACCUUUGAGGUAAAGAAAUAACCGUGAGCUCGAUCAGAUAUAUGGAGCUCGCCCAUCUCAUGUGCUACGCUUCAUCUCUAGAGUUCCCUAGUAUCCAG
Molecule: messenger RNA, 2080 nt
Organism: Paecilomyces variotii
Lineage: Eukaryota; Fungi; Ascomycota; Eurotiomycetes; Eurotiales; Thermoascaceae
Product: putative C2H2 finger domain protein
Exons: 3
Coding region: 270-1679 (469 amino acids)
Biological process (GO): ribosomal large subunit biogenesis
Cellular component (GO): preribosome, large subunit precursor
Molecular function (GO): nucleic acid binding; zinc ion binding
Source: RefSeq, a predicted model, not a curated record